CUAGGGACGACAGAAACUUUCAUCUGGCAACGCUGCACCUCAUAAUUCUCAGAAAAAUAUUGGUGAGCAAAGUGUCAAAAAUCAAAUAUUUAAAUUUUAAAUAAAUAUGAAAAGUAAAUAUUGGUUUACAAAAUACUUUCUGUAAAAUUCAUUAAAUUUGAAAUGAAACACUUGUGGAUAAUUGUAUUAUGGUAGGAGCUUUAAAAUAUAAUUUAAGUAAAAUUAUGUUUAAAAAGACUCCAAAGUUAGGUUAUGUAUUGGUAAUACUAAUUUUUAUUGGAAGUGUUGCUAUAUUAUACCAAAUUCAACUUAUUAAAAUACAGGAUAAAUUGGAACAAAUAGAAGAAACUCAAAAUCACUAUGCUUUAACUGUGACUACAGAAAAACCUCUUUUGGAGGAGAAAGACUUAAUUUUACUGUACAAUCGAGUACCCAAGACUGGUUCUACUAGUUUUGUAGGCGUAGCUUAUGAUCUAUGCAAGAAAAAUAAGUUUCAUGUUCUACAUGUAAACAUAACUGCAAAUAGCCACACAGUAACAUUGGAAAAUCAAUUAAAAUUCGUACAAAAUGUUACUAAUUGGAAGAGCAUGAAGCCAGCUCUGUAUCAUGGGCAUUUUGCAUUUUUCGAUUUCUCAAAGUAUGGAGCACCCAAACCUCUAUUUAUCAAUCUCAUACGGAAACCUUUAGAUAGAUUCAUAUCUUAUUACUAUUUCCUGCGUUAUGGGGAUAACUACAGACCAUACCUAGUGAGGAAAAAAGCUGGGAAUACUAUGACUUUUGAUGAAUGCGUUUUAAAACAAUUGCCUGAUUGUGAUCCAAACAACAUGUGGCUGCAAAUUCCAUUUUUUUGUGGACAUUCUGCUAACUGUUGGAAACCUGGGAACAAAUGGGCCCUCACCGAGGCCAAAAAGAAUCUCGUGAACAAUUAUUUCUUGGUAGGAGUGACGGAAGAAUUAGAGGAUUUCGUACAAAUACUCGAAAAAUCCCUUCCUCGAUUCUUCAAAGGUGCUACUGAGUACUUUCAGCACAGCAAUAAGGCCCACCUGAGGCAGACGGUUCAAAAAGAGCUUCCGAAAGAAACGACUAUGGACAAAAUCAAAAGUAGCACUGUGUGGCAAAUGGAAAACGAAUUUUACGAGUUUGCUCUCGAUCAAUUUCAUUUCGUGAAGAAGGUUAUUGCUCGAAACAAAGGGCAGAACGUCAUGUACGAGAAAAUCAGGCCCAAGUCUUAAAACUUUUUUCUUGUAUUAUAUUAAACGAAUGUGAUCUGAUAUUUUAUAUACUUAUUUCAAGACUGGAUUUAGCAAUAUGUAAUAUAUUAACCUGUUACUAAU
Molecule: messenger RNA, 1334 nt
Organism: Psylliodes chrysocephalus
Lineage: Eukaryota; Metazoa; Arthropoda; Insecta; Coleoptera; Chrysomelidae
Source: the annotation of a GenBank genome assembly